Messenger RNA from Lucilia sericata (common green bottle fly), 503 nucleotides. RefSeq lists its product as uncharacterized. NCBI's taxonomy places the organism in Eukaryota, Metazoa, Arthropoda, Insecta, Diptera, Calliphoridae. The record is from RefSeq and is a predicted model, not a curated record. Bases 15 to 503 code for a protein of 162 amino acids. The transcript is spliced from 2 exons.
UUGACAUUACCACAAUGUUUCUUAAAAUAAAAAAUAUUAACUUAUUUGUUAUUGUUUUCUUGAGUCAUAGCUUAAUGGUGGAAUUACGAAUUGUACCAAUUCACAGCAAUAAAGCUGCUGCCCAGUGUGUAGAUGUAAAUGAUACUAAAUUCCAUAUCGGCUGUUAUUUAGAUGAAAAUAAUUUUAACAAUUCAACCUUAGAUUUUCUACUUAAUUAUUUUUAUAACUCAAAAUUUAAUCAGGUUUUAAGUAAAUAUUUAUAUCAUCAUGAAAAUGAUUUUCAUGCUGAGAACGUUUUAAAAAAGUUACCACCACGUUCGGUGAAUAAUAAGGAUUUUGUCAACGAUAUGCCCAGUAUGUUUAAAAGGGAUUUUAGUGGAGAAUUUUCGCAAGAUUUUAAACAAAUGUCUAAAAAUCUUUUAGAUAUGAAUAAAGAAUUAGCUAUGAUGACCAAAAAUUUAACUAUAAUGAGUGAUGACUUAGCGGGAAUAAAUGUUGAUUGA